AUGUAAUAGAGAGCACCUCAAAAGCAAAAGUAUAAAGCACUUGACGGAAAGCAUUACAUAUUCAAGGCAGGUUGGGAGUUCCAAAAAGAAAUAGUAUUCGGUUCUCCACCUAACGGUUAUCUCGACUAUGUCUACAUCUAUAAAAAUUGGGAUGAUUACACAUAAAAUAUGACAAUUCACAUAUGGGAUUUCAUCAUAAGAUACUGCUACAAAUUUCUCAGAUACACAAGAGAAGAUCUCACAUCUCUCAAUCAAUACCUUAAAGUAGUAAAGUAGUAUACUUGCUUCAGAUAUUCAAGAGGCAAAGUAAUGCCAUGGACAGCUGCUAUUCUGUUUUUCUUCUCAAAUGUUUACCUUAAAAAGCUUGAGAUCACUAUUGAUAAGAUUCUGCAAGUCAUUUAAAUGCCAAAUCUUAAGGAUUUUAAAAAGUGCUAUGAAUACCUUAAAGUUGUAUUCAUCUAAAACGAGAAGUAAAACACCUAUCCUAAUGUAGAUUAGAUACUAUAUGAGGUUUUGAAGGAACUGAAUGAAUCACAUAAAGUCACAGUGAUCAGAGAAUGCUCCAACGAAAUCUCUAAGAAAAUUCUCACUGAGUAUAUAUUUCUAUCUUUCUUGAAUCAGACUCCCUAAAAUCAAAAUUAGUUUGCUAAUUAAGAUUAUAUUGCUUGCAUCCUAGCUAUAAUGAUAGCAUUCGAUCUCUAUGGUGCUCCACAGAGCAUUGAAAAAUUGAUUUUGCUAAUGGAUUAACUAAAACCAGAAUUGAGAUUUGUUAUUAAGGUAGAUGAUAUAAUUAGAUAUUAUGGUGAACUAUAUCCUGAUGUUUAAAAUCUAAUACCAGCUUGGAUUGUUCCAAGAUCUGAUUUUAAGGAACUCACAAAGCCAGAAAAAGUUAAGAGAUGA
Messenger RNA from Stylonychia lemnae, 900 nucleotides. The record is from the annotation of a GenBank genome assembly. Lineage: Eukaryota; Ciliophora; Spirotrichea; Sporadotrichida; Oxytrichidae.